CUCUUUCUCUCUCACUCUUGCUCCGGUCCAGUGCUGUGUGGGAAAGAAGACGAAGAGAGACAAGAGAGCGAGCGCAAACAACCCAAACCAAACCCAAGGGUAAAAGAAAAUAAAAGAAAGUAAAGGGAGAGGCGAAACGGAGCGAAAACCAGAGAGUCAUGGUCUCGACCAGAAGAAGUGGAUCUCUCUCUGGUAACAACAACAACCAUAGCACCCGUAAAUCAUCAUCCUCCUCCGAAGAUAAGCCUCCUUCGCCGAAGCGUCAAAAGAGCGAUAAUGGUACAGCAUCGGAAAAACCGAUGCCGGCAGCGGAAGCUUCCAAGGAAUUGUGCCCGCCACUGGCGCCAGAUCCCGCGGAAUGUGGGACCGCCGAUGGUGCGGUUGCGGGAGGUGGUGUCGGCGAGGAUGUGAGUCCUGGUAAAGGCGAAGCAGGACCUGCGGUGGCGGUGGUGCCGCCGAUCGCCGACGGUUCCACGCCGAUUGCCCUGGAUAAACCGAGGAGUUCUUUCUCAUCUUGGAUAUGUCAGAAGCAGAACCCAAAUUUCGAGACGUUAACUCCAUGGUGUAAGCUUCUGUCACAGUCUGCACAGAAUCCAAACAUAAUCAUUUGCCCAGCAAGCUUCACUAUUGGCUCAAGCAGGCAUUGCAGUUUUGUGCUGAAGGAUCAGCCAAUAAGUCAAGUUUUAUGUAAAAUAAAGCAGACACAGCGCGAAGGGAGUACUGUUGCUGUCCUGGAAAGCACGGGGAGCAAAGGAUCUGUUCAAGUAAAUGGGUCUAUUGUCAAGAAGAAUUCUAGCCGUGUUCUUAGCUCAGGAGAUGAGGUGGUUUUUGGUCUAUUGGGUAACCAUGCAUAUAUUUUUCAGCAACUCCUAACUGAGGUUGCCCUGAAGGGCAUGGAGGUUCACAAUAGUUUGGGGAAAUUCUUGCAACUUGAGAGGAGGUCAGGAGACCCUUCAGCUGUUGCAGGGGCAUCCAUAUUAGCUUCUCUUUCAAGCCUUAGGCAAGAUUUGUCUCGUUGGAAGUCUACAGGUCAGACUUCUAGCAGAUUUCACCAAGGAGAUGAAGUUGCUGGUCCUUCUGUUCAGAAUAGCCCAGAGGUUGAUGUUGAUGCUUUGGAAGAAAUUUCAAUUCCUAACCAGGGGACUGAUAAAGCUGCAGACGUUGUAGAAGUACCCAAGAACGUUCCCCAUGAUUGCAGCCAAGACUCUGGCAUAGAGAAAUGCAAUGGCAAAUUAUCCGAGGUUUUAGAGGAAAAGAACGAGUGGGCGAGGGACUUUCAGCAGCCAUCGACCUCGGGGAUUUCACUUAGGGCUGCAGUCAUCAAAGAAGACAUUCAUGCUGGAAUUCUAGAUGGCAAAAACAUAGACGUUUCAUUUGACAACUUCCCAUAUUUCCUGAGUGAAAAUACAAAAAACGUGCUUAUAGCAGCUUCAUUUAUACACCUGAAGCACAAAGAACAUGCUAAAUAUACUUCAGAACUCUCUACUGUUAAUCCACGAAUUUUGCUAUCUGGUCCAGCUGGUUCGGAGAUAUAUCAGGAGAUGUUAGCAAAGGCACUUGCUAAUUACUUUGGGUCUAAAUUGCUCAUAUUCGAUAGCCAUUCAUUUGUUGGGGGCUUAUCUUCAAAGAAAUUGGAGCUUUUUAAGGAUGGAAUGAAUGCAGAAAAGUCCUGCACUUUUGCUAAACAAAGUCCUCUAACCACUGAUGUGCUAAAGAACAUUCAGUCAGCUGGUGAAGCAGAAACACCAAGCUCCUCUACUGUCCCUUCAGGGCGAGAAUCUCAAGCAAAGACUGAUUUUGAUAGUGUACCCUCCUCUUCUGGGGCAUCUAAAACUACAAAGUUUAAAUUAGGUGACAGAGUAAAAUUCUCGACGUCUGCUUCUUGUUUGUAUCCAACAGCAUCUUCAUCUAGGGGUCCACUCUCUGGGAUUCGGGGAAAGGUCAUUUUACAAUUUGAAGACAAUCCUAUAGCAAAAGUUGGUGUGAAAUUUGAUAAACCCGUACCUGAUGGGGUUGAUCUUGGAGGUUUAUGCGAGUUAGGUCAUGGAUACUUCUGCAACGUUACUGAUCUGCGUCUGGAGAACAGUGAUGAUUUGGACAGAUUACUUAUUAACAUCUUAUUUGAGGCUGUUUACAGUGAGAGCAGAACUUCCCCAUUCAUUCUGUUUGUGAAAGAUUCUGAGAAGUCCAUUGCUGCAAACUCCGACUCAUACACCACAUUUAAAAGCAGGCUUGAAAAGCUUCCCGACAAUUCACAUCCAGGUGGACUCCUUUUCACUAAAUUUGGCAGCAACCAGACUGCUCUUCUUGACCUGGCAUUUCCUGAUAGUUUUGGCAGACUUCAUGAUAGAGGUAAAGAAGUACCAAAGGCAACAAAACUUCUGACCAAGCUUUUCCCGAAUAAAGUUGCAAUUCACAUGCCACAGGAGGAGGGUCUUCUAGCUUCUUGGAAGCAAGAUUUAGAACGAGAUGCCGAAACUCUUAAAAUGAAGGGAAAUCUCAAUCAUCUCCGCACUGUCGUCAAUAAAGUAAUAUGAGUGACAUCAUCUCUGUCCAGUAUUGGCAAGGGCAGUUUCUCUUAUUUAUCCUGUCUUUAUUUCCAGACAUUGUUUGUGAGGUUCUACGUAGUAGGAUUAUGGUCUGACUAAAAGCUAUAUGUAGGUUUUGGGUCGUUGUGGAGUCGAAUGCGAUGGCUUGGAGACACUAAGCAUCAAGGAUCAAACACUUACAAAUGAAAGUGCCGAGAAGGUGAUUGGUUGGGCUAUAAGUCAUCACCUUAUGCAUAAUCCUGAAGCUGAAUCUGAUACUAGGCUCGUUCUGUCUACCGAAAGCAUCCACUAUGGCAUGGAAAUCUUGUAUGCAUUGCAGAAUGAAUCUAAAAGCUCAAAGAAGUCUCUCAAGGAUGUCGUGACAGAAAAUGAGUUUGAGAAAAGGCUCCUGGCUGAUGUUAUUCCACCUAAUGAUAUUGGGGUUACAUUUGAUGAUAUUGGAGCUCUUGAAAAUGUCAAGGAUACAUUGAAAGAGUUGGUGAUGCUUCCAUUACAACGACCUGAGCUUUUCUGCAAAGGGCAAUUAACUAAGCCUUGCAAGGGAAUACUUCUGUUUGGACCUCCUGGAACUGGUAAGACCAUGCUUGCAAAGGCCGUGGCAACUGAAGCUGGUGCAAACUUCAUCAAUAUUUCAAUGUCGAGCAUCACUUCUAAGUGGUUUGGCGAGGGUGAAAAAUAUGUGAAAGCUGUUUUUUCUCUGGCCAGCAAAAUUGCUCCUAGUGUCGUCUUUGUUGACGAGGUUGAUAGCAUGUUAGGAAGGAGAGAAAAUCCAGGAGAGCACGAGGCUAUGCGGAAGAUGAAGAAUGAAUUCAUGGUGAACUGGGAUGGCUUGCGAACAAAAGACACUGAGCGGGUUUUGGUACUUGCAGCUACAAAUAGACCGUUUGACCUUGACGAAGCUGUCAUUAGAAGGCUUCCCCGAAGAUUGAUGGUAAAUCUUCCCGACGCUCCAAAUAGAGCCAAGAUAAUGAAAGUCAUAUUGGCAAAAGAGGAUUUGUCUCCAACUGUUGAUAUUGAUGCAGUUGCAAGCAUGACUGAUGGAUAUUCUGGAAGUGACCUCAAGAACUUGUGUGUGACUGCAGCUCACCGCCCAAUAAAAGAGAUACUGGAGAAGGAGAAAAAGGAACACGCGGCAGCUGAGGCAGAAGGUAAACCUCCACCAGCAUUAAGUGGAAGUUCAGACAUACGCCCUCUGAACAUGGAGGACUUCAAAUAUGCUCAUGAAAGGGUAUGCGCAAGCGUGUCUUCAGAGUCGGUGAACAUGACGGAGCUUCUGCAGUGGAAUGAACUAUAUGGCGAAGGUGGGUCUCGGAGAAAGAAGGCCCUCAGCUACUUCAUGUAAAUUGCAUCUUUUGUACAAUUGUGCCCCCUCGCCCUUGCCCUCUUUUGUAUCUUUUAACUUAUAAAAGUUUCCCUUCUUCAUUUUUGUUUCAGCUCUCAGAGCAGUGUCAUUUUGUUGUAACAUUAAUAACCAAACUAUAGGUCUCGUCGGUGGUCAUUCUUUUUAACUUAAAAUUGUUCAGUAUUUUGCUGUGUAUGAGAUCGAGGUGGAGGGAAAAGAAAGGGCUGGGUUUUUUGCGAGGAUAAAGGUGAAGGGAUGUAAAAGAGCUGGUGUUUGUAGUUUGUACUCUUUUCUUUUUUUCCUACCCAGCCGGUCUUCCUCAUCAAUCCACCAGCUGGCUCCACCAUGUUUAGAGUUCUGGGAGGAUGUGCAGAAAGUUGUGGGGAAGAAAGGGAAGAACAGGAACCUCUAGUCGUACUGUGAAUGUGUUGUAUUAAUAAUGAUUAAUGUCUAUAUAGUGUAUGUUCUGUCUUAUGCAACAUGAUAGAAAUAAGGUUCUAUCGGAUUUGAUGUUUGGGAAUUAGAGUUUAUACGAACAGAAUUAGG
Messenger RNA from Linum tenue, 4437 nucleotides. The record is from the annotation of a GenBank genome assembly. Lineage: Eukaryota; Viridiplantae; Streptophyta; Magnoliopsida; Malpighiales; Linaceae.